Molecule: messenger RNA, 3037 nt
Organism: Aphanomyces astaci
Lineage: Eukaryota; Oomycota; Saprolegniomycetes; Saprolegniales; Verrucalvaceae
Exons: 4
Coding region: 64-2028 (654 amino acids)
Source: RefSeq, a predicted model, not a curated record
UAACUGCCGUGCCCUUUCGACUUUGAAACGGUCGGCACCUCUGGAGACGGCAAUUUGUCGGCGAUGUCGCGAGCAAUGGCCGCGCGGGCCUUGGACCCCGUCUACGAUCCCAUUUACACUGUGUCCAACACGGGGGGCAAGUGGCGAGGUGUGCACCACGGCCGACGAGGCGGAGGCGGCGGCACGGCUAUCCCGUCCGUGACCGUUGGGUUUGAAGCUGUGAGUGGGUCGGAGCGAGCCAAAUACUCGAAACGCCCCAUCUUGCCUUAUGUCCAAGCCAUCCCACCUGACAUAUUGCUCGCCCCGGCGCCGCCAGUUGCGGGGCCCCAUCAAGCCAACCCUUCCGCCCCGCCUGUCGCGGAUGAGGACACGGAGCCCACGCGGAGCAUCGGAAUUCAGACCAUGUAUCGCGACUCGGAGGCGCAAACGACCCCGUACACGCCGGACUUCACCGUCAAGGCUGGCACGUCCCCGGAAAUUGCGACGCUCACGAGCUUCUCGUAUGAGAAUGGCCUCCCCGCGGGCAUGGCAGAGGUGGAGCUGAUCCAAAGGAACCGGCAGAAGCGCGCGUUUGACGCGUCCUUGCCGCCCAUGACGGACGAAGCGUCGUUCGAGCUGCGGAAGCGCAUGAUGGAGCAGCAGGAAAAGGCGGAAUGGGCAUUCCGGGAAGUCGAGAUCGACCGCGUGCACGACCAGCGCCUGCAGUUGCUUGAAAAGGCCCUGGUCGAACGCGACCACGAGAACCAGUUCCUCGCGGAGCAGCGCAUCGAAGCGCUGCGGCAACGCCUCACGGCCGAAAAGGACGAGACCAUCGAACGCAUCCAGCAAGAGCGCGUGACGGCACUGCGAAAGCUGGCAAAGCGUCGCGCCGCGGCGCAGAAGAUCUACCCCAAGCGCGACUUGAAGCGAGACAUCAUUGGCGAGUACACGGCGUUCGGGUCGACCGUGUACGCCCCCGUGACGCGGGCGGGCAAGUCGGGCAAGCACGACACGGUGCACGAAGUGGGCUUGGCGCGUCUGCACGGGCUGGACGAGAUUCAGGCGCUCGAGGUGACGGUCGGGUCCAAGUUCCUGGCGCCGUCCAUGCACAAACCCCCCGUGAAGGUGAUCAAGACGGCCAAGGAUCGACGGGAGGCAGCGAUCGAAGGGCACCUCUUGUCCAUGCAAACCAAGAUCAACCAGACCAAGACCAUCUCAACCGACGACCACUCGACGACGACGACAGGAGGGGGAACGAAGUUCAAGGUCGGCGGCGGGGCACACAACGUCCGGCCGCCCACCCCACUGUACGGCGUCGUGGACGACGACGACGACGACGCCGCCCACGAUGCGGUGCGUCUCUUGCAAAAGCUCCUUCGAGGUCGAGCCGUGCAAAACACCAUGUUUGAAGGCAAGGGCCGGCGCACCGAACUCAUUGCGGAACUGCGCGAGGCGGGUACCGAGCCUGGGGGCGCCGCGACCGAUGCAGCGGCAGACGCAAACGCAGCGACUUUGGCGGGCGCGGCCACUGUGGCCAAGAUCCAGGGCGAAGUCGUGUCGGACCUCCUCGACUUCCUCGCCAAGGAACUCGUCCGUGUCAACGAACACAUGGCGCUGAACGAGUUCGUGAUGGACACCGUGUACGAGCGCCGAAAGCGUGAAGUGAUCGAAGGCGGACGGCGGCAUGCAGAGGAGAUGCUGCGGAAGCGCGAAGACGUCGUGUUCCAAUCCGUGCAGCGCGUCCAUGAUGAAACAGCCGACGACUUUGUCAUGGAUGUGUUGCGCUCCGUCGUGGAGGCUGAUGCAACGGCUACGGCCCGCCACGAGUCGGGCGUGCUCGGCAGUGGCUUGUCCAACGUCGUGUCGGCGUUGGAGGCGGGAGGCACGACGGACGACGGAGUGGUCAAGGACUUGCUGGCGUCGUUCCUGUUUCCAGAGGUCCAGCGUCGGCGUGUCCAAGAGCAAGUGGGUCGGGAAGAGCGCAAAUUUGUCACCGCCGUGCACCAAGCCCUGCAAUUACCCACCACAUUUAGCAGUUCUUUGUAUUAAAAUCCAUCUGAUUUCCAAAACACAUUGUUCGUGCCGGUCUUUACAAGCUGCUGCCACAAGUCCAAAGCGAGGCCAUGCCGCUGCACCAUAAACCCUCGAUCUUCCGAGAUAACGACGUCUUCCGGGAUGGCCGUGGGGAGAAAUCCCAAUUCGUUGGCGACGGGGACGGGCAGAUUGGACACGACAAACGCACAGGGGCCUGGAGUGGUCGCGAGGGCUGCCAGCAAAUGGACGGCCACGGCGUGCGACUCGGGGAGUGAGUCGGGUACGAUCAAUUCGUCGACGAGGAUCGUGUUGUCGUUUGUUCGUAACUUGGUCCGGCCGAAAACAUACCCGACCAAUUGGCCCUGGGCAUUCCAGGCACCAACAGCUUGGAUGUGGUCGCGGCGAUGGCGGGCUGCAAUCCAUUGGCAGAUGUAUGCCUCAGUCCGCUGAAUAGGUCCAUUGAACUUGGACGACACAGUGUGGUAUAGGCGCAGCAAGGCGCUUGAGUGGAUGGCGAGGUCGGUGAGUGGUGCGAUGUGGAGCUGUGGAGAAAGCGGUGGCAAGGGAAGGUUGACGGGGAUAGACACGCUCCUCAAUGGCAUGGGUGUGUAGCCCAGUUUGCCGUAGAAGCCACCCAACCGAUCGGCAUCUGUGUGGAGCGCCGAGACGUCUACUGAAGCCAGCGGUCCGUCGAUGGCGGCUCGGAGAAGUUUCGAUGCCAAACCCUUCCCACGGAACUUUUCCUUGGUGGACACUUCCGCGAUUCCACCCAUGGAAACCACGCGCCCUCCGAUGAACUGGCUGCGCGGGAUCACUCGAACUGUUGCAGCAAUGGUGCCAUCUUCAUCUGCCACAAGGAUGUUGUUCAUGUCCUCCAGCGCACUGGAAUCAUCUUGCAAAUGGGAUACGAAGUACGCGGACGAAUCAUGCUUGAACACCUCCGUACAAUGCGCCACCCAAGUGUCCACUUCGUCCGUGCGCAGCGCUCGGAUCGCAAACGGCAUGAUGAAAAUGGUCCUGCUUU